CCAAUCAGGGGUUUGGUCCUAAACCUGUGGAUCAAAUCAUGAGCGUUGGAUGCCUAUUGACUAGUCAUAGAUAGGCCUCUCCUGUGGCAGACAGAGACCAUUGGGUAUGUGGGUAUGCCAUUCCUGACAUGAGUAUAGGUGGGUCAAUGGCCUAACAAUCCAUAAGCUCCAACUGUGAUUGUGGGUGGUGAGGGUAUCAUUGUUUUCUUUCCUUCGCUGAUAUCUCACCAUUUUUGGGUUUCACCCACCUAAGAAUUGGAUCCACUCCUUUAGCGGAGGAAUUCUGGAGGUUCAGAGGGGUUAUGAUAUUGUCGAAGGAAAAAAAUCUCUCAGAAUGCCGAAGUCAGGGCCCAAGUUUUCACGCCUGGACUCUUCUUCCACCGGUUUGGAGAUGGUCAGUUCAAAUCCUGGAGAUCGAAGCCUGUCGGAGAAGCAUGACCUAGUUUAUGAGAUUGCAAAAUGGCCUGAAGGUGCCUCAGAAAUACUUCAGUCCUGGACUCGAAGAGAGAUUCUGCAAGUAUUGUGUGCAGAGAUGGGUAAGGAGAGGAAGUAUACUGGUUUGUCAAAAUGCAAGAUUAUAGAGCAGCUUCUGAGACUUGUCUCAUCGAAGGAAGCCAUGAAAGAGGAAGCAAAGGUAGUUACUCCAUUACAAUCAUCAGUAGCAAACACAAAGACAUUCCGGAGGCAGCGGAAAAGGGAACAUCCAUUGCGUCUAACUACAGCUACAAAUCUGUCUGCAAGCCCCGAUGAGAAGAGCCUUGAUAAUUCCUUGGUCUGCAAAAAUUUAGCUUGUAGAGCUAUUUUAAGCUCAGAAGAUAUAUUUUGUAAGCGAUGCUCAUGUUGCAUUUGUCACCAGUUUGAUGACAACAAGGACCCUAGUCUUUGGUUAGUCUGUACCUCAGAGCCUCCAUUUGAAGGGGAUUCUUGUGGCAUGUCAUGCCAUGUUGAAUGUGCACUCAAACAUGAAAGGUCAACAAUUUCUAAGGAUGGACAGUUUGCACAGCUGGAUGGAAGUUAUUGCUGCAUGUCUUGUGGGAAAGUCAAUGGGCUGCUUGGAUGCUGGAGAAAACAGUUGGUAGUUGCAAAGGAUGCUCGGAGAGUCGAUAUUCUUUGCUUCCGAAUUUCGUUAAGUCACAGGCUUCUGAAUGGUACAGUGCAGUACAAAGAGCUGCAUGAGAUUGUGGAAAUGGCAGCGAAGAAACUUGAAGAGGAGGUAGGACCAGUGACUGGAGUAAAUGCCAAGAUGGCCCGUGGAAUUGUUAGUAGGCUUUCUUCAGGAUCAGAGGUACAGAAACUAUGUGCCAUGGCCAUAGAAGAAGCAGAUGCCAUGCUCUCAUGGGUCUCCCAAGCAAACAAUAAUGUUCAUAUCAGAGGGGAUUUGGUUCCUAUCGCUACAAGGAUUGAAUUUGAUGAUAUCUCAUCCACAUCUGUUGUAAUUGUCUUAAAUGAGCUUGAUUGUAAGUCAUCAGAAGAUGUUAUUGGUUACAAGUUGUGGUACCGCAAGAUUGAAGAAAGAAGCUAUUGUGAGGAACCUACACAUGUUAUAUUGAGGACUGAGAGAAGAUCUCGAAUCUCAAAUCUCCAGCCUUCAACUGAGUAUAUAUUUAAGAUUGUUUCAUUUACAAAGAAAGGGUUGUUAGGCUACACUGAGAAUAGGUGCUCCACCAAAAGUGAGGACAAGAAUCAUAGAAAUGUUGAAUCACGAACUAGGGAACUUUGGACAUCUGGUAAGCUAGGCUCAGAAAAUUUAAGUUCAAUCAGUACAGAAGAGGAGAUCCUACUCAAUGAGGGUGCCUCAAAUUUGAAGGUUCGAGACCUUGGCAAAGUUCUGCUUGCUGCUUCUACCCCAAAACGGAAGUCUAAUGGCACAUUGGAAUGCCUUGAAAAGGAUUUAUCAAGCAAACAUUGCUUCCCAUAUUGUGAAAAACCUCAAGCAUGUUCAAAUAAGACAUUUCACUCCAGUAAUCUAGAUGUGAAUGAAUCAUUGACACCACAGUUUAAGACUUCCAAGGAUGAAAACACUGGUUGUAAUUUAACUGAAAGUGGAGACCCUGAAGAUGCACAUGGAGACUCGGUUUCUGCUCUGGAUGAGGAGCGUGCAAUGGUUGAAACAGGUUUGAUGCAGACUUCACGUGUUCAAGCAGAUUCACAGAGGGAUUCAACAAAUUCAAGUGAUAACAACCAGGUGACAGAACUUCCUAAAAGUGAUCAUGAAAACCAUUCUAAGGUUACACUGUUAGAGGAGACUAGCAAUGAUAAUGAGUUCAGCAUGCCCCCUCGAAAUGAGAUGGAUGUAGUUCCUUUUGAUUGUUCACAUCCGGUACUUCCUAUCAGCAUAUGCAAAGGGGAUGACACUGGAACUGGAAUCUUAAGAAAUGGCCAUACAAAACCUAAUGGUAGUUCUGAGAAUUGGGCUGUAAAACCAAUCAAGGAAGUGGCUGCCAUGGAGCCACAAAUUGGUGGUUCAAGAAAGAGAUCAAACAGAUACGGUGACUUACACAAUUGUGACAGGACUCUACCUAAUGGUAUUCGUAGGUCCUCUCUGGAUUCACCUGGUUCCUUGGAGAAAAAUUAUGAGUAUUGUGUUAAGAUGAUUCGUUGGCUGGAAUGUAAAGGUCACAUACAGAAGGAAUUCCGUAUAAAGUUUCUUACAUGGUUCAGCUUACGAGCAACAUCUCAGGAGCGAAGAAUAGUCAGUGUUUUUGUUGACACCAUGUCUGAUGAUCCGGCAAGCUUGGCUGGACAAUUGGUUGAUACUUUCUCCGAAGGUGUUUACAGCAAGAGGGCAAAAGUUCUACGCAAUGGAUUUUGCAGCAAGCUGUGGCAUUGAAUAUGACUGGAAAAUUCUUCAUGUCUCUUAUUUUUUUAACAUUUUUUCAAUCAUUGGAGUAUUCCCAUUAUAACUGCUAGAUUUUAACAAAGCAUCAGGUCAUUUUCAUUGUAUAGUAAAUUCUAUCAUGUAAUCAUUACAGAUGAUUAGUCUAUUUUGACAUUCUAAUCACCACCAUCAUUGGUGAUGUGUUCAUCCAAGACGCUUUCUAGACGUGAUGCUUAUUUUUUUCCAUGUAUACUGACAUGGCAAUAGCUGAUAGAGCUAUUUAAUUACUUGAAUUUAUAAUUUUAAAUUAGGAAUCUUGUGGAGCUAGAAUGCUUAUUGUACAUUUCUUUUCACUGUUUA
This is a messenger RNA of Cryptomeria japonica (Japanese cedar), 3178 nucleotides long. Its product is annotated as VIN3-like protein 2. Gene Ontology annotation, molecular function: protein binding. Gene Ontology annotation, biological process: vernalization response; epigenetic regulation of gene expression. NCBI's taxonomy places the organism in Eukaryota, Viridiplantae, Streptophyta, Pinopsida, Cupressales, Cupressaceae. The transcript is spliced from 4 exons. Bases 335 to 2830 code for a protein of 831 amino acids. The record is from RefSeq and is a predicted model, not a curated record.